AUGCCUGCGCUAUUCCUGCUGCUUGUGUGUGGGACAGUCCUGCAUGCUGUAGGUGCUGCUGCGUCUCGUCUGCCACCGCCGUCGUCGCCGCCGAAGAACAAGAACAUACCGCCGGCUGCGUUGCUGACGAGGCCCCCACUUCCGUCACCACCGCUGAGCAGGCCAUCGCCGCUGCCGCAGCUGCCGCCACCGCCGCCACCGCCGCCAUGCAAGGCCUUCGAAGUCUGCGCCCAAUUAACAUUGACAGUUUCCGAUCAAACCGGCAACAGCACAAAGCUUUUCUUAAGUCCGGCUGACUGUGGCGCGCAUUCUACAAUCGCUUCUCGCGACCUGACCGCUGUCCUGACCACCAGCGGCGUCAACGGUAGCACGGCUGUGCGGAGCGAAUGUGCCACGUCGGAGGGCUAUAUGUUUCGGGUUUGCGUCUCGGCAGGAAGCGCCGCACCUGAUCAGAAGCAACCGUCGGAGGCCACCCUGCGCUUGCUGGCGGAGAAGUGGAUGUUGAAUGCUGCUAUUGCUGUCAAAUCUUGCACAGCCUCCAUGCCGGCAACCUGGUCGACGUAUGCGAUGAAUACCGUGGUGACUGACAAUAGCCCGCCCAGCGGCUGUCUGUUCCCUAGAGCGAAUACGAGGACCAGCAAUUUAGCCAUCACGUGCACCUCUUUUGACUGA
Molecule: messenger RNA, 672 nt
Organism: Volvox carteri f. nagariensis
Lineage: Eukaryota; Viridiplantae; Chlorophyta; Chlorophyceae; Chlamydomonadales; Volvocaceae
Exons: 2
Coding region: 1-672 (223 amino acids)
Source: RefSeq, a predicted model, not a curated record